Molecule: messenger RNA, 528 nt
Organism: Cylindrotheca closterium
Lineage: Eukaryota; Bacillariophyta; Bacillariophyceae; Bacillariales; Bacillariaceae
Source: the annotation of a GenBank genome assembly
AUGAGUAAGGAAGAGAAAGAAGCCGCGAAGGAGGAGAAGAGGGAGCGGAAACGCGAACAUAAUCGAAGAAAGCGUCUCGCUUAUCGCUUGCGGCGAAGGAUGAAGAAGGCAAGUCCCAAACCAUCUAAAGCCAAAAGAGAGGACUGGAAAAAAGAGCAAAAAGAGAGCAACAAGGAGUAUCAAAAGAAAAAGAAGCGAAAGCAAAAAUGGAAGCAGAGAAAACAACAGAAAUCAAGAUGUGAAGCAAAACGUGAAACAAAACCUGCACUUAGUGAAAAGGAAUGGACCAAGCUUGUGGAGGAAGCAAGCGACCGGUCUGAUUUCGAAUCGUUGCUUCAUGUUUUCUCACAGCAUCUUUAUGAUCACACAAAGGCAUCUGGCGGGAAUCAAUUGAAAUGUCUUCUCAAACGAUUCCGAGAGCUAUCGACACGGUAUCAUCCAGACAAAAACUGCGGUCUCGCUCGCUACGGCCUGAUUUUUCAGGCAUUGAAUGAAGCUAGGGACGUUGUAGUGGAUCAAAUUGUCUGA